AUGCCUGAAGCCACCGUCAAAGCGCCCAAGAAGGGCUCCAAGAAAGCCGUCAAUAAGACCGCGACCAAGACCGGCAAGAAGAGGCAAGUCCAGGAAGGAGAGCUACGCCAUCACGUGUACAAGGCCGCUCGCCUGGCUCACUACAACAAGCGCCUCCACCAUCACUUCCAGGAUCCAGACCUGUCCGCCUGCUGCCCGGAGCUGGCGAAGCACGCGGUGUCUGAGGGAACCAAGGCCGUGACCACACCAGCCAAGUAA
Pseudoliparis swirei is the source of this 258-nucleotide messenger RNA. RefSeq names its product histone H2B 1/2-like. The record is from RefSeq and is a predicted model, not a curated record. Bases 1 to 258 code for a protein of 85 amino acids. The transcript has 2 exons. Gene Ontology annotation, molecular function: protein heterodimerization activity. Lineage: Eukaryota; Metazoa; Chordata; Actinopteri; Perciformes; Liparidae.